AUGCCGUCGGCGUCGGGGACUAGUGUGGAUGAGCGCCACGAAAAUUCGAUCAAGUUCGCCGUGCUGCAACCAUCGUCCGUCUUCGCCAGCACGCCAGAUCACGCGCGCACUUUUACCGUGUUUAUCCGGGUUAUCGGCGUCAUCUCGUUUGGGAUGCUGGACUUGACGAGGACGCUCGGAGAGAGUGUUGUGUCCAGAACCAUGGCGUUCGAAGGCUUUGACCAAAUGCUCUCCUAUCGCUUCUCCGCGCCGCGUGUCCAGCCUGGUGUCACGGAGAGAAGAAAUCUCCAUGUGGAGUUCAAGUUGACCUGGGCAAGCCGGCUCAUCGCCACCUUCUGCGGACCGUUGUUUCAUGCGACCCUCUCCAGAACCUACAGGGCACUGACCAACGGCGGUUUGGUCAUCCUCGAGAGCGAGAACAAACUCUACCUGAGGCUUCGAGCAGGCAGAUUUAGACUGAGCCAUGUCGCUGUUGCCACGAAGCGCUACCGGCCCUUCAGUCUCUACGAGCACACGCGGAUGAACAUCCUGGACAAUGUGGGCAGUACUUUGACGCCAGAAGAGGAAGUCAAACGCGGAUCCGACAAGCUGCUCGCGGGACAAUUCGACGCAAGCUUCAUGACCUUCCGCCCCACAGCUGUACAAAAGGGCAGCUAUAAAUGCUGGUUUGCCAACCUCCUUCCGUCCACGACGAUCUGCCCACCCACCAUCCGUUCAAUCGACGGCAGACGCUUAGAAGUCUUCACGACAUCGCCAACAGCCAUUGUUUCUGUCGGCCGAAAAACAAUGUCACAAGUUUAUACGGUCCGUGGAACCCCGAAUCGUCACGUCUACAACAUGGGCUUCCAGUACAACGGCAACCCCAUCGAGCUCAAGGUGACACUGGACCACAGCGAAUGGAAUAUUACACUGCGCAAU
Messenger RNA from Mesorhabditis spiculigera, 918 nucleotides. Lineage: Eukaryota; Metazoa; Nematoda; Chromadorea; Rhabditida; Rhabditidae. The record is from the annotation of a GenBank genome assembly.